AUGAUAUUUGGCGCGUGGAAUGUGCGCACACUUCUUGACAGAGGAGAAAAUGCCUGCCCUGAGCGGAAAACUGCCAUUGUAGAUCGAGAACUAAGUCGCUAUAAUUUUUAUGUGGCUGCACUCAGCGAAACACACCUCCCCGAUCAAAGAGAGCUGGUAGAACACGGCAGCGAGUAUACUUUCUUUUGGAAAGGACUCGCUUCGUCAGAGCCGCGAAGGUCUGGUGUAGGCUUUGCUAUCAAGAACUACCUUGCUGCUCAACUACAAGAACAUCCUAUACACGUCUCGGACAAAUUACCACAUUGCGCCUUUACACGGGACGUGAAAACUAUUUGA
This is a messenger RNA of Parnassius apollo (apollo), 336 nucleotides long. The record is from the annotation of a GenBank genome assembly. Lineage: Eukaryota; Metazoa; Arthropoda; Insecta; Lepidoptera; Papilionidae.